Molecule: messenger RNA, 5402 nt
Organism: Oryzias latipes (Japanese medaka)
Lineage: Eukaryota; Metazoa; Chordata; Actinopteri; Beloniformes; Adrianichthyidae
Gene: ak9
Product: adenylate kinase 9
Biological process (GO): nucleobase-containing compound metabolic process
Molecular function (GO): ATP binding; nucleobase-containing compound kinase activity
Source: RefSeq, a predicted model, not a curated record
UAGCAACGAUGGUCCACUAAAUAGUUUACCUUACAUGGGGUCAGCCAGUCUUUCUUUUAGUCUUUUUUAUCACGACUUUUUUUAUAACCCCCCUUUCUUUUUACGAUCUAUAUUCAGGAAAUGGCGUGUUUGGUGGACAACCUGAUGGAGGAUGAAGCUGAGAAGGAAAGACUACAAGCAAAACCCACCUGCUUCCUCAUAGUUGGAAAACCAGGUGUUGGCAAAUCCACCUUGGCCAAAAAAAUGGCAGAAUCCUGGAAGUGUGUUCUUGUUGAUGACACUGACCUGCUCACGACUCACAUAAAUGAUAUGACUGAGGAAGGAGUGGAGCUCCUUAGCAUAUUAUCUGAGGGCAAAAGCAUAACGGAUGAUGUUGUGCUGCAGCUGAUUCUCGCCAGACUCAACUCACCAGAUGUUAAGCAUUACGGUUAUGUCCUAAGCUGCCUGCCAUUUCUGUCAGACGAUCAUCAGAACAUUCACAAGCAGCUAGAACUGAUCCAGAACCUAAAGUUGCCCCCGGAUUUCGUCAUUAAUAUCAAGUGUCCGGAUAGCGAUCUGGUCCAGAGGCUGUCGGGUCUGAAGAAGCACCCAGAGACUGGACAGUCGUACAGCAGAGAUCAGUGGGAGCGUGAGGAGGUGUACGGCAGGGAGGAGGAGAACCAUGUGAAGGAGCUGGAGAGUGAGGAAGAGCAGAGGGAUGAGGAACUCUCAAUGGACAGCCUUGACACGCUGCUGUGGAUGCCGGAGAAUCUCCCUGCAAACACCCAUGACAGAAUUCACUUGUACAAUGAUUCAGUGCUGGCAAAACUGAAAGACUACAUGGAAGGCCAUAAUCCCAUGUACUUACUAGAGCUGGAUGGGAACAGCACACCUGAGGAGCAACUUCAGUGCGUGAUGUCUCGUCUGGGAUCCAUGGCUGUACAACCCGUCGCCGUUCCGGUGCUCCUAAACACCGCUCUCCUUGAGGAGGAGACAGAAGAUACGGAAGAUAUUUUGACAAGUUUAUCAUCUUCCAGAACAGUGGCCCCUGGUUUUUGGUGGAGAUGGAGCCGCUGGGGACAAACCUGUCCUGUGGCUCUGAAAGAAGGCAAGAACCUCACUGGCAGUGCUGAGUUUUCUGUGGGCUUUCAGGACAAACUGUACCUCCUGUCUUCUCGGGAAGCCCAUCAAAAGUUUCUCACAAACCCCAGACAGUACCUACUUCCUCCAAUGCCCAGAACUCCUUGUAGAGUGUCCAUCAUUGGGGCUCCUCUGACGGGGAAGAGCACUUUGUGCAGGCUUGUAGCUCAGCAUUAUGGAGGAGUGGUGCUUGAUGUGGAGGAGUUGCUGCAGCCGGUGUUUGCUAUGGCUGAGCAGGAAAGAUUUGAAAAAAUUAAAGUUGAAACAACGCGGGCUGCAAUCAAGAAAAUCAAGGAAAGUAAUGAAGAAAUGUUAGUGACAGAGAAUCAUCCAGCUGUGCAGGAAAUCCUCUUUAAUGCCAUGGAAGAGGCCAGAAAGUCAAGUUUACCUCCAAUUGACCUGUACGCCGAGGUUCUGGAAAAACACAUUAAAGAGAUUGAAGAAAAGGAGGUCUCCGAUAAUGAGGAUUGGGCUGGGUGGGUGCUUGACAACUUUCCUAGGAAGCUGUCAGAUGUUGAAGUGUUAGAGAAAAGUCAAAUCCUGCCAGACUUCAUCUUCUGUCUGAGAGACACUGCAGAGAAAAAAGGGAACAAAGACAUGAUAGACAGGCUUCUGAGAAAGAAAAAACUAUUAUUGCAAAAGAAGCUGGAGAAGCAUUCAAAUCUGCCAAAGGUUGUUGAAGAGGAUGAAGAUAAUCCAGAACGUCCUGCUGAUCCCCAUGAAAUAGAAAAUGCUGGAACACCAGAGGAGAUCUGGGAAAGCAGCUAUCAAGAAGAGAUUUCAGGUUAUGUACUGCAGACACAAGAGUUUGAUAAGGAAUGGGAGCAAAUGCAGAUUGCUCUACCAACCACCUGCUUUGAACUGGAGAUUGCUGGGAAAAGUCCUGAAAACCUGACCCAACAGAUUAUCUUUGAAAUGGAGAAGUCUUUUCAGUAUCAGUCCCACAAGUUGUCUGAGACUGACUUAGAGGAGGAGGAAAAUUAUUUCAAAGUCUUAGUUUACCAAGACGAGGAAAACAGAAGUGAUAUUUCUUCAGCAGAAGAGGAGGAUAUGCAGCCCAAAGCUAAAAGGUUGUUAGGAGAUACCAAGCAUUUCUGUCCAGUUACCUUAAAAAACCACAACGUUCUGCAUCCGUGCACCGAUGACAUCGCUGCAAGAUACCGCGAGAGGUUCUAUUACUUUUCCAGCCAGGAGGCCAGAGACUCUUUUCUUCAAAACCCUGCUCAGUUUGUUGCACACUCUGAGCCUCUCAAGCCUCCUGCCCUCCGAAUCUUCAUGCUGGGCCCCAGAGGAUCAGGCAAAUCCACUCUGAGCAAAUGGCUUGCAGAGAAGCUUGGGCUCUUCCACAUUCAGUUUAUCGAAGUGCUCCAGAUGAUGAUCAUGCCCAAGACAAAAAAGCGAGUGUCUUUGGUGGACGAGGACUUACCUUGGAGCGACAACUUUGGUGAUCUGGAGGCCUUGAACAAAAAAUUAAGGCAGGGGAGUGAGGACAAAAUCCCAGAGCAGGGGGAGUCUGGAGAUGACAUGACGACAGAAGAAAUAGCCAUCAAAGCGUAUCUGUCAACAGGAAAACCACUAAAUCCACAGAUUCUUGAUGCAGUUAUCAAACCCUUUUGGAAACAAGAACCAUACAUGUCUACAGGCUUCAUUUUGGAUGGCUUCCCUAACAGCUUUGAGGAGGUGCAGUACAUGCUGGAGCAGCAGCUCCUUCCUGAUUUGAUUACAGUUUUGGAAUUGGACGUGUCAGAAGUUCAGAGGCGUCUUUUGCCGGCCUGUCUGAAAAAAUGGCGAGAACUCAGCAGCUGUCACAAAAAACAGCUGAGACUUCUAUCUGAGUUGCGCAGGAAAAGUUGGGAGGACAUGAUCACAAAGAGAAUGACUGAUCUUAGACAGGCCAAAGCAGAGGAUGAAGAUGGGGAUGAUGUUGAUGAAGAAGAUGAAGAGGAUAUAGAGGCAUCUCUAAGGGAAGAGUUUCCUUUUGAAGAUGACGACCUGGAAAAUAUAGAGACUGAGGACGCAGCAACUCAGAGACUGGAGCUGGAAAUAGAUAAUCAGUUUCUAACGGAUGAAAAGAACCUUUCAGCUGUGAUGGAAAGCCUCAGCGAGCAUAAUAUUCCUCCAAUGGCAAUAGAUGCAUCUCGCAGACUCGUAACCGUUCAGCGCCAGCUGCUGCAGAGAGUCCAGCCUCUCCUGACCGACAGAGAGUCGCUCUUCCAAACAUGCCAACCCGUCUCAUCCAGGCUGGCAGAGAAGCUGCUGCUCUCCAGUUACAAGUUUCACAGUGGUUUUGGCUGCUCUGAUCCCGUCCAGCUCUACAAAGAAAGAGACAAAAUCCAGCCUCUCCAGUGGCCCCUCAACACAACCUAUCCCCUCCUUUUCAACCAGUACGUCUACUUUUUUGCAACCAAGGAGAACCGCGACUCUUUCAUGUCCAACCCUUUAAAGUACCUUCAGCAGCCAAAGCCUUCCCCUAAACUUCCAAUCAAAAUUGCGGUUGUUGGUCCGCCUAAAUCAGGGAAAACCUCAGUGGCGGAAAGGUUUUCCCAGAAAUACGGCUUAGAGCGGCUCUCCAUCUGCGGUUGCAUGAACACGGUCCUGAACAAUCAGGGGCAUACCGACCUCGCCUUGAAAAUGAAAAAGUAUCUCGUAGAGGGCCUUGCUGUGCCUGAUGAACUGGCCAUUCAGUGUCUGAUGGUGGCGCUCAUGCACUCCACCUGUAGCACUAAAGGGUACGUCUUGGAUGAUUUUCCAAAAACCCUAGAGCAAGCGGAGUUGAUGAGUUCUAACAGAUUCAUCCCCAUGGUCAUGACUGAGCUGAAAAUGGACUUUCAGGAGGUGCAAAUGAGAGGUCUGGCCGACAAGACCAACAAGCCUCACAUGUUGCAUGAAAGCUUAGAAAUUCUCAAAACGGCAGAUUUCAACUACAGGAAAGAAGUGGUGCUCAUUAGGUCUUAUGUCCAGGAACAAUAUCAAAACUGGCUUGUUCUUGAUGCCUUGAAGAGCAAAUGGUGGAUUUGGGAGAAGAUUGCAGAGGAGGUCAGCAUCAGCAUCAAAAACAUCAGCACUUACCUGGAGAGGGCUCAAGCUGGCCAAGCAACCUGCAUCUACAGAUUAAGCUUAACACCAGACGAGGUAGCGCGCGGGCUUGGAACGUUUGACCAGUACUGCCCUGUGUGUCUGGCUCGACAUUGCCACCUAGUGGACUGCUCGAGAACUACAAGCUUUGCUCUUGUAGCGGAGUAUAGGAAACUUUACUACAAGUUGUGUAGUGAAAAACACCUGGAGGAGUUCCUGUCAUCCCCUGAUCAGUUUGUGCCACCGGGGUGCCCCCACAUGCUUCCACAACCCCACCUGCUUCCUAAAAAACUGACUGAGGUUGAGGUGAAGAACAGGUUCCCACAGCAUCCUGAACUGAAGGGCUUCUGCCCUGUAACUUACCAGGAAGGAAAGCAGAGAUUCGAAGCUCUGGUUCAAGGAAAGGCUAAAUAUGCAGUAGAAUACAGAGAACAACUUUACGUCUUUGCGUCACAGCAGAAGCAGGAGAAAUUUUUGAGGACUCCAGAGGCAUUCUGGAACCAAAAGUUACCCAAAAAGGUUCCAGCUCUUUGUGAGCCUGUGCUGCUCACCUCACUGCCAACACUGGGCUACAUGGAACAGGGAAUGGCAAACCCUUUGAUCAAGGCCAUGACAGCAGCUGGGUGUCUCAGACCAAAGUAUCCUUUUCUCAGUGCACAGAAAUCAGUCCUCAUCUAUGUGGGUCUCUAUUUGAAAGCUUUUAACCCCAGGAGCAGUGAAUACUCACGUCAAAGAUGCAAAAAGAAGCUGGCUUCAUUUGAGGAGGACUGCACGCUCAUUCCAUACCUGAGCGCAAAGAUGAACUGUCUUCCGGUUGAGUUCUCUGUUGAUCUUCAGUUUAAACUGAACAAAUUCCUGGCUCUUGAAGGUGCUGCAUCUGUUUUGCAAUUUUGAGCACAGCAUGCCUUUUGUUUCAGUUCCUAAAUGCAAUGUCAAUUUUGUACAGUACAGUAAAUUUUGUUAAAGUAUGCUCAGGAACUGCAGGAAAUACAAAUUGAGAACAUGUUCAUUUUUACUGAUGUUUUGCUUCUUUACUUGACUGAUUUAGAAAUAGACAAUUUUCAAUAAAAAAGUAUAGCCUUCUAGUAUCGUUGUCAUAACACUUAAAAAGAGAUUUCUCUUUUUUCUAAUGAAUGCUGAGUGUGGUGGAUAAAAUGUGUGAUUUUAGUUUUCAUUUCCUGUCAAUAAAUAGUUUUUUAGGUCUAUCA